This is a messenger RNA of Synchiropus splendidus (mandarinfish), 17450 nucleotides long. It is a transcript of the gene arhgap35a, whose product is annotated as Rho GTPase activating protein 35a. Gene Ontology annotation, biological process: signal transduction. Gene Ontology annotation, molecular function: GTP binding; GTPase activity. Bases 9879 to 14537 code for a protein of 1552 amino acids. The transcript is spliced from 7 exons. Lineage: Eukaryota; Metazoa; Chordata; Actinopteri; Syngnathiformes; Callionymidae. The record is from RefSeq and is a predicted model, not a curated record.
CACAAUUCUGUUGAUUUAAAAGGCAUUCGAGGCGUUUACAUGCUCCACUUCAUCCCCUCGUUGCAGCAUGGGUGUCCACCCUCGUAGCCCUCUGGGGCGCUUGCAGUUUUACGCCCGUAAUAGUGAUAAUAUAGUCGGGAUGAUAAAGUUGAACGAUUCGCAGGGUUUAGUGGCCCCUCGUUCGUGUUUCGAACCAGAAGUUGGGGACUCCUCAAACAUUCACCGCCCCUCAUGGUCCUGUCAGGCCUGGAGAAACUCCCCAGUUUGCCCUACAUUUACGAACAAUGAAGACUUUCUACUGCUAAACCAGUCGGAAUGGUGCGUGGAUCUUCCAGUCUUCCUCUCAGAAAGCACCCCUGAAUAAUGUGUCAGGUUCCUGCCUUUUGUUUACGAGUGAUGGAAUCCUACCUGCUGGUUAAUAAGAGGACGCGGAUGACAAGUGUCAUCGUCAUGCAUCUAUUUUUGCUCCAGAACUGGUCGCAGAUGUGUCAGAGCUUGACACCACUCCCACAGCAGAGUGGUCAUCCCGGCAGCCACUCCCUUUCUUUAUCAGUCAGGCUGCUGGACUUCUGAGUGUCCUGCCUGCAGGAGGUCUUUGGACCCACCUUAUUGAUUUCUGGAUUGGCUGCUGAAAGAGAGUCAGAGACGGACAAAUGUCAGGGGGGGAACUUAAAGGUGCCAUGGUUUCAGUCACUGUUGCUGUGUCACUGCUGGGAUGAUGGUCAGAUCCUUUCAGAUGACCUCAUGAGUGACUGACAGAGCGACUGACACACGUUGAAGUCAUCUGAUCUGGGAGACAAAUUGUGGCUGAGUGAAAGUGGUGUGCACUUGUGUAAUGACUGCAGACAGAAUAGUCAAAUUUCUUUUGAGUCUGUUGUGAGGUGAGACACGUCCUAUUGAUCCAGCAUGUUACAUGUGUUUCAUUUCAUUCUCUAGUGCAGUAGAAACUCUUGCAGGCUUGACGCUGUCGCAGCUGUUGGCAUGAGCAUUGGUCGCAUUGUGUCCUGAUCCAGGGGGUCGUGAAUCGCUGACUGAAGGUCCUCCAUCAUCACUGAGAUGGUGCGAGCUGAUGCUCCUCCUCUCCAUCAGCUCCAUCAGUGUUGCGUACAAUAGUUUCCGAAAUCCUCACUGCCGAAGCCAAAUCGGUCUCAUCAGACAUCAGUUUUUUUUUCUGUAGAAUUUAGAGCAUUAAAUAUUUCAACACUGAAUUCUCAAUUCAUAGUAUCCAGUGUCUAAAGAAAUCUCAUGAGAUCUGCUUCUUAAUAGUGUUAAAGUGCAGCGGUAGCUGCACUGUUCUACUACAGCAGACCAGGGCAAAGUGCGGUCUGGGGGCCAUAUGUGGCCCAUUGCCUGUGUUUUUGCGGUCCUCAUGAGGUCAGACCAAAACUAAACAACUGAUAACUUGUCAUUUUCUGUCAUUUUUUCAGCCCCUUUUUAGCCAGUAACAGUAAAUACAACACAUUCCUGACUUAAUUUUUGUUUCUUCUUUUCUUUUGUCAUCUUAGUAUUUUCUUCAAAGUUUGAUGAAAAAAAAAAUUGCCUUUUCAUCUUCGAUGUCUGUUCCAUAGUUUUAUGAUGAUUUCUAUUCAACUAAAAUACAUAUAAAAUUAUUUAAUACCCUUGCUUCAGUUGAAGCUUAUAUAGUUCCCUUUGUCCUCAUUACUUAAGAUUUUUUUCCGUCACGUUUCGCAGUCAUCGCCGCCUUUCUUUUGCCAUGAUGGCCCCUCUCAACAGUUCAUAAUGUGGCCCUUGAGGAAAUCUAACUGCCCACCUCUGUACUCCAGUCAUCUCCGCUUCACCCUUCUCAUUUACUGUCAAGACAGUUGGUUGUCGUGACUUGACUGAAACAUACCCCGUGAGUAUGUUUUUUUCAUCAGUUCCUGGUUUUAUCAUCGGCUCACUGCGGUGCCAGCUUCCAUGUUAACACUCAAACACGAGUUCCUGGCUGAGAGACAGUCUCUGCUCCCAGGUAAAUGAAUUAGCAGCUGUCAGCACUUCUCUUCUGGUCUUGAUUGGGCCCUUUGCAGCGCGGUCACACCUCCCCAGGAAGGCUCGUCUUCCUCUAAUCGCCGUGCCAUUUGCCCACUGCCGGCAGACUGGCUCGCCUCUCCCCAGCCAGCCUGUGGGCGCCCAGAUCAUGUUGUGAGUCCUGGUGUUGGAACAUGUUGCUGGGAUUAGCGGAGAGCACGUUUCAUUCAUCAGGAAGUAGGGCAGAGAUCUGACUGUGGGCUGUUGCAUCAGGGAAGUGGACCCUUCACUUGACUAGUGAACUAAGCGUAGAGAUGAGAAAUUCAGUGUUUCACGUCUCUGGUAGAAGCCGCUGGUGUCUGACACACUGCUUUGCCAGCUUUAUUUAGGGGUUUAAUUGAGCUGUCUGUCUGCUGUAUCUCAUGUCCCUGAACAGGUGACUCGAACUAUGGACCAGUCUGGACACAUUUCCUAGAUGUUAUCGAAGAAAUAUUAGAAAUCAUGUGAAGAAAUGAUCAUUUAGUCAUAUUUUGUUCUCCAAAUCACAAUACAAAGUGUCAGUUCUUUGUCUUGUGUGAUGAAAAACAGUUUCACGAUUCGCUCUCCCAAAAUGGUUGUUUUCCAUUGCCUUAUUGAAGAUUUCACUAAUACUUCUAGAAUUUGUUGAUGGUCCCUAACUGAUGGCAGCUCCUAGCAUUAGCGCUACCUGUGAGAGUGUGUCCACGAUCACUGAACCCUAAUGGGGACGCGGAAGAGGACGCUGCCGCCAAUACCGGAGCAGAGCUCCGUCCAAUAUCCAACUAUUUUCACCAGCGCAGCGAGAGACCUGCAUGUGUUGAUGUGAACCAAGACAGACGAGUGCGUCAGAGAACCUAUGAGGACCACUCCAUCUCAUAAAAUCAACAGGGAUCCAGAGACUCAGAGUCAACCAGUGUCAUGAUCAAAGGUUCCCUGGAUUAAAAAUAAGUUUAAAACUAUGAUUGUGAACCAAAGUCCACCACACUCUCCACAACUGUCAAAUGCUGGCGUCAGCUGUCAAACGCAGCGGAGCUGGAGAGCGUGGCGGCUGUCGUAGUUUCAUCAUGUUCAUGUAUGCAGGUCCAAUGCAGCGAGUGUGUCAUGUGUUUAUCAAAUUUAUUGUGAGAUGCAGAAUUGUCACCGUGGAGAUUGUUCUUGGCGGUACAUCGUGUACGAUAAGUUAUCACCAUCCCUACUGCAGACGUCUAACUUUUUGCUGCCCGACACCUUCUUCUGCAGCAGAAGCUCAGCCUCCCACCUGCCCACUGGCAAACGCUACCCCUCAUGUAAAGGAGGUCACUUGUAAGUGAGUGUAAACCCUGUGUUUGAUGGAGAAAGGAGCUAAUUAUAGCCGGCUGCUUUGGAGUUUGGUGGACCAGAUUACAGUAGCUCCCCUCUCAAUGGCUGCCUUGUUCUGGUGGCUGAUUAUUAGGCAGGGAGAAGUGCAUUCUGGGAUGAUUGUAUCUGAAUUUCCAUUAUAAAGUGUGUCUGCCUCAGCUGAACCGAGAUCCCGCUCGCUCACCACUGUUGUUCAUUACAGAUAGAAAGGCCUCUGUGCUUUGCCUUUAUGCUGUUUCGCCGUCUGAAUGGACGAAUUAUGUCGUGACCUUAAAUGCUGCCACGUCUCAUUGAAAACGUCAGCGGCUGAAUCCAAACAGACAAAUGGAUUUGUAAUCAUUUCUCAUUUUUUAAUUGUCGGCUUUAAUUGGUCUAAACGGCGGAGGGUGAAAACAUCCGUCAGUGACCAUGCAUGUAAACCGCAGAGGAAUGGUGACCUCUGGAUGUGAGCGGCUUUGCGUCGCCGUUCGAGAUACAAUUACACAACAGAGGGACAGGGGCAACAGGCUCUGGUGGUGUGUGAGAGGCAACAAAGAAGGCAGUGAAACUAGGAGCAGUGAAAGAGCCACGCCACAAAGUAGCUUGUCAGUAGUCGGAAAAGGACUUGAGGGAGCAGAGUAAUAAACAAGAACCAGUAAACUGCUUUUAGUUUCGGCUUCAGGCUGUGUUUCUGGUAUGCACCCUUUCAGCUCAGGAACCAGCCAAUGGCAGGCGGGCGCGAGCGGCUCCACUGCACGGCCGUUGCUUGCAGUUAAAUUCCAUGACUCAGCAUGUCCCUAGAUGAGAUGUUAUGAUUGAGACGCUGCCAGUGAAAUGUUGACGAGUUCAAUUCAUUGAAAUUCUACGGCUGUAGUGUCACAGAGCCUUCACCAGCAUGCAGGCCUGCGAGCUGGUGGGAAAAAGAUUUCACACGCCCCAUGCGUUCUCCUGCCUGCUCGUGGUCGGCCGCGAAAUAUUAACUUGCUGAUGUCAUUUAUUUUGGAUGAAAUUGUCUAUUUAUUUAUUUGUUUGUGUCUGUAUAAAGGAGCCACACCUUUUGAGCUCCUUUGAGCCAGUUUUCUAUGGUAAUAACACUAGUACAGUAGUCAUUGUCUGAAGCAAGGGUCAUAUUUUCCUACCACCGUUCUAGACUGAGGUCAUGUAUGAACAAGCCACAGGAUUAUCGGUGUCCUUUGUAGUGGGAGACGUGUUUUUUUUAUUAAUCAUAAAUAAAAGUAUGAAUUCAAUUUGAAGCACCUGUAAUAGUCACUUUAUUGCUCCAUAGUGUAGCAGAAAACGUUCGAUUGCCCACGAUGUCUUUGAGUUGCAUGAUUUUCAAAGCCGCUCGCACUUCACCGUUUUGCUAAUUCUUUGAAGUGCCAUCAUCAUAUUCUCGGCUGAAUAAUCUAUAAUGACUGGUUUGCUUUGUGAAACUUAAUACGGAAUGUCUUUCAGCAUUUUCAAAGUUGACAAUUAAACCAUGGGGAAGGGAAGUUGUGAUGAUAUUUAAAUAUAGUCAUUGGAUUACCAAUGAAGGCUUUUACUGUCUCUCUGUGGUUGUGGCUUUGCAGAACCGCCAAGCAUGUGAAGGCUUGUAACUCAUGCGCCUCAACACUUGAGCAUCAUGAUGUCUAAUGCGAGCGAGCUGGGAUGUUGAUGACGAUCAAGCUGCCCCUCUGCCUCGUGUCCGAGCAGAGGCAGGAAAGUUACACGCCGAUUGAGUCAAGACUGUGGAAAAAUGUUCAUUUUUUUUAUGAAUUUAUAUGAAUGGUGGAAUUCAGUUUGCCUAGCUUGUUGAAGGCUGGUCCCAUGUCAGUGGCAGGCAACCCAGAUCGAGUCUAGACUGAAAUGCUGUGGUUUGAUUGGGGGGUUGAGUCAACUCGACAGUGGGAGGAUGGACUGUUAAAUCAGAGCAGUUUGAGGCUAGAAAAUUGUUGCCUUGUGAACGUCGGUGGAAACUAAGUUGGUAGCCACAAAAUGAAUCAUUGUAAUAUGCAAAAAGGACACAAUUACAGAUGUGGUUUCUAAAGCAUGUGUCGAACUCAAGGACCAGGGGCCAAAUCUGACCCUCCUGGUUAUUUUGCCGGGCCCACAAGAGCACCAAGCUUCCCAGUAAUGCAUGUCAAUAUCAUGACUUGCAAAGUGCUCUAGCCUUGUAUUUCAACAUGAAUUUGUUUUUGCAAGUGGAGGAAAUGAGCGGCCACAAUAAUAAAUAAUGAUAAAACAUUUAUGUAGCCUUUUUAGAACGAUGCUCACAAUGUGCUCAACAGGCAAAAUAGCAAAGAGUAAUUUCACUUGCUCGAAGGUGGACAACUAGGCUUUCAGCGAGAAAGAACUAAGGAAAUGCAAAAAGUUCUGAGCAGAGACUGAAAGGUGGCGGUGCACGAUCUACUCUGGCAGACUGUUCUAGAGUGCUUCAUGCUAAAAUUGAGAGUGUAUUACGCCACUCUCUUUCUGCCAUUGCUUGAGUGCUCCAGGGGCUCCGCCUCCACAGCUGGUUCAGCUACAGGCAUUGCUGAAUGUGAGGGACGGGCAAAAAUACCACAUUGAAUGCAUUCAUGUUGUUAGAAAGCAUGCGAUUCCAUCGGUCUGAUGUGAUGAGUCCAAUUAUAUUUGCGGUAUAAUGUACACUUGAGACUGCACUGAGCAUCUGAGUUUGUUUUCAUCAGUAAAAGUUGUGUAUAGAGGGCACAGCCGCACCCGCGGCUUAUAGACUAGUUCUUCUCCUUUUUUUUUGCCCUCAACUUGGACUCUAUUUAAAAUGUUUGCAGUAUAACAACCCGUCUUAGAGGCACGAGUAAUGUUUACUGUUGUGUUUCAGUUGAGUCCUCCGACUGGAAUAGGGAAUUAACACGGAUAGCAACACCUGCCUUUUUCUUUUUUGCCGCUUCAUAAUCACUCGUCUUUUCAUGCCUACUAAUUAAAACACAACACACCAUAGUGACUGCCCUGGAGGCAUCUUUGGAUUCCAGACGAAGUGAGAAAUAAAUGAGAGAAAAGAAAUAUGCUCUAAACUUUCCGCGCCAUAAAAUAACACUCCGAUCUGCAGUGCUAAUAUUUUGUCUCACCACUGGCCUUUCUAUUGCAGAGAAGUGGAAUUGCGGUGCCGAUAAAUAAAGCAGGUGAUUUAUAUUCACAUUAAUGUGGAAGGCGCUUGGUAAUGUACAACUCGACCUUCUCACCUACCUAACAUAACUGUCGCUGGGGCUCUGGUAGUUGAGCGGCCGUGUGACAGUACGCAUCAUAUUCUCUUUAAGGUGCAAAGAUAAGGUGGCUGUUCAUAGCCAUUAGUUAUCGCGAGCAGCGGGCCCCUGACACCUCCACAUCGCUUAUCUGGUCCAUUCCCAGCUUCUGGCCAGAGCGCAUGGUAGUUCCUGGGCUGAUGAGUAAGCAGUGCUCGGGCUUGCGCACGGCCGUGCCUGCUGUUAUCGAUCGCAGCGUCGCGGCUUGUCAUCCAGCCACCACUUAGCUAAUGAUGUCCAUACAAUUGUCUCGCAGCCAGGAAAACGGCCAUAAAACAGUGGCGACCGGCGUCGGAAUAUAAGGAGAGAUGAGUUUUACCGUCACACAUAUACAUCCCCUGACAACUUUCUUCAAUCUGAAGAAACACACUUCCAGUCAGGCUCCGCUCCGUUCCUUAAUAAUCUGAGCGUUGAAACAGAAAAAUACACAUCAGUGCAUCACGUUCCUAAUGUAAAUAGCUGUUACCCAGAGUUGGCUUUCCACAAGGUUGUCAUGGGUCAUUUUUCUUCUCAGUCUGCGUAAUUUCCCAGGAUGCAGUGGGGCCCCCAAAAGUCCAUAGCUCUUAUGUCAGAGUUCAUUUCCUGUUGCAGCUGCUCCUGAGGAUCCACCAUCUUACUGCAUUCCUCAUUGUGGCUUUGUUACUUAGAUUUGAACUCCCUGCUGAAAACACAUUAGUCAGAUGUUUUUGUCGCUAGUUCUGCGAUAGUGUUGUCACGCUGACGUGUGACAGCAGCCGUGGAUCGACCGUGGGGAAUGUCGCACAGCACAUAAUCAAACUGCAGACCUUUGUUGUGCCCAUGGAGGCAGAAGGUCAUGAAGAAUCCUUCUGUUGUGGCUCAAGUCCACCCAACCGCCGGAGAGAAAGAUCUGCAGAAAGUGUUAUUGAAAAGUUUAUUUUUAUGCAGCUACUUUUUCGCCGUUCUAUUGAUUUAAAGAGGGUCAGAUAAUGUUGACUGUGAGGGAGAAAGCUGAGUAAUUGUAAUCCACCCUGAGUUAUUGAAAUGGUAAUACAUGAUAUUUUCUCUCUUCAUAACACAGAGACGGACACACUAUCAAUCACCAGGACUUCAAAUUUGCUCACUCUCAACCUGUCUCUGUCCGAUAUCGCCUCCCUUCCUUGUAUUUUCUGUCAGGCAGUUCCUCCAAAACAGCAAUUAAUCACUGAUGACUCGCGGAGUUUUCAUCACACAGUGAUUGCGCUAAUUAGUCGUUGGGUUUUUUGUUUAUUUAUUUUUUGCUCGCGGUCGUUGAUCGUCGACGCGGAUGAACCAAUAACUCAUCGCUUGAAACAAUUGAGAAAGUUGUCAAACACUUUUUCGCUCGUCCCUGAAAAACGAAAUUAGCAUUUCGCCUGCGAGGAACAGAAUAAUAGAAUCCUUGCUUUUCCGAGUGAUUUUCCUUCUGUGGAUAUUCCAUGGUCCCAGCGUUUUAAGGUGCGAAAGAAGGGAAAAGUAUUCAUCAGACAGGAGAUGCUGGGAGUGUGUGAAAACAAGAUUACCCACAGUUGCGUCAUCUUGUGAGCCGCAGACUUUCUGUGAUAUAUUGGCACACAAACACCAACGUUGGUCAUAAAAAUAACCCCCUCAAAAAUGUUAAACUUCACAUCAUGUAAGUUAUGCACCUUCUUUCUCUCUUUUUAAGUCUACAUGUGCUGAAAUAUCUUCAGCAUGGCGAGCUUUCUAAGAAGACCGUGAUUGUCCUUUAUCAUUUCGUAUCAGUCAUAUGCUCUUCGUAAUUUACUGUUAAGUUGCCACACCUAUUACCACCUGCAGCUGGGGAUCAGAUAUGCAACUUAAGGGUCAGUAAAAUAUUAACAAGCUGGACACUUUGGUUGGCGACCGGGUUACGGAGUUCAGAUGAUUUGGACAUAUGAAAGACAGUGUUGGACAGCAGAAUGCCCUAAGGUGAAGAAGAAGAAGACUAUCUGAGCGAUUAAUCCUUUGAUUAAUUAUCAUGGAAAAUGCCUGUUCUAUUCCGAUUAUUGGCCCUGUUUAUUGAUUGGGACACGCCAAACUCCCCCAACCCCCACUCCCACCCAACAGAGAGGUUCAUGUUAUUCUUUGUGUGCCGAGUCACCCAGCUCUAACUACGGGUGAGGUUCAUGGAUGUGGUGAAGGAGGACAUGCAGAGCAUUGGUGUGACAACCAUUGAUGAGAAAUGCUGAAAGACGUUGUAGAUGCAACUACAAUAAGGCUCUGUGUCGGGUUUAUUGAUGUACUUUAGCAUAUCAAAACCCUGCAACCCUCAUUUUCACGCUAUAAAGCGUAGUUGAACAGAUUGAACACUUACAUAGAUCGGAUGAAUGAAAGCGGGGCCUCAGACACUCUUCUUCUUCUUUUUUGUUACUCACACAGUUUGUGAAUAUCAAUUCACACUUUGUUGCCUCUGAACAUUUUCAAAUCAAACCGUAAUGUAGUGCAGUCACUAUCCAAAGUUUUGCCAUAAAACUUUACAAGCACUGGAAAACAUGCAUUGUCAUGUGUGUGAAACUCAUAUCCAAACUUGCAUAACAAAAUUACAGCCACCAACUAAACAUGUCUCUGAUGAGUCUCACUUGCUUCUCACCACCAUCACCAAAGAUUGUCGAUGAUACUUCUCCAAACAAAACCUGACAACAUAUAUUAUACUGCAUACUGGUGGUAAUACUGUCUUCAGCUCUGCCCUUGCCGUGGCCAGCCAUUAAGGUCAUGCUGUUUUGACGUCUGAGAGCGUCUUGUUUGUGUGCGGAUUGGUUGAGUGACCGCAACAACAUGCCCUUGAACCCCCAGCUCGACGUGGGCCACGUGAGGAAGUGUGACGUCAGACAGUUGCCAACUCUCUGUUUUUGCUUCGCAACUAUGUUGACGCAUCCUCUGUUUUUCCCCGCGUCUCUGUGUUUGUCAGAGUUGGAUCAAAUUCUUGGAAAUGGUGCAACUCGAGUGUUCUCAUCCCCCACCCCUCUCCGACCCCUCAGCCUGUCCCUUUUGGAGGUCAGAGUUGACAAGAGACAUGGCGGGUGAUGUCAGCCGUCUGCUCUGGGGAUGGAGGGGGCCGGGGAUUCUUGAGGGACCCUCUGAUUUAGGGUACCAGCUUUGAAGCAAGGGCAGGAAGCCGCGAUGGCAGAGCAAGGGAAGGAACAGCUUGCUGUCUUUCUGCCGUGUUUGUUUUUUCAUGUGUCAGUGCUAAAGUGGGAGACACGGGAUGUUGAUGGUCCAGCGUUAGUAGCCAAGAACCACUCGCAUGGCAAGACCCCAGUCCAGUGACCCCACCCUUGUAUGGACACGCUGCAUGUGCAGCAGUCUCCUGCAACUUAAAGCUCGACGGCAGCAUGGCAGGAUGAGCCUCAACCAGCGAUGAUGAUGGCCAAGAAGCAAGAUGCCCGGACACCCACCUACAACCUGGUCGUGGUCGGGCUGUCUGGAACGGAGAAAGAGAAAGGCCAGUGUGGCGUGGGGAAGUCCUGCCUGUGUAACCGAUUUGUCAGGCCGAGUGCGGAUGACUUUCACCUGGACCACACCUCCGUCCUCAGCACCAGUGACUUUGGUGGGAGGGUGGUCAACAAUGAUCAUUUCCUGUUUUGGGGAGAAGCUGGGCGCACACUGGAAGAAGGACCAGAGUGUCGUAUGAAUGUGGUGGAACAAACUGAAUUUAUCGAUGAUCAGACAUUCCAACCACACAGAAGUACGGCACUGCAGCCGUACAUCAAGAGGGCGGCCUCCACCAAGCUGGCUUCUGCCGAAAAACUGAUGUACUUCUGCACGGACCAGUUGGGCUUGGAACAGGACUUUGAGCAAAAACAAAUGCCUGAAGGCAAAAUAAUGGUGGAUGGAUUUUUACUCUGCGUAGAUGUUAGCAGGGGAAUGAACCGGAGUUUUGAGGACCAGAUGAAGUUCGUCACCAACUUGUACAACCAGCUAGCCAAAACAAAGAAACCUGUGGUGUUAGUUCUCACCAAAUGUGAUGAAGGCGUUGAGCGCUACAUUAAAGACUCGCACACGUUCGCCCUAGCUAAGAAAAACCUCCAAGUCGUAGAGACAUCUGCACGCUCAAACGUCAAUGUUGACCUAGCCUUUCUGACCUUGGUUCAGUUAAUAGACAAAGGUAGAGGAAAGCCCAAAAUCAUCCCUUAUUUUGAGGCACUGAAACAACAGAGUCAACAAAUUGCCUCUGCAAAAGAUCGGUAUGAGUGGCUCGUGAGUCGAUUUGUGAAGAGUCAUAAUGAGACAUGGCCGGCUACGAGUCGUCGCAUGCAGUCUGACCCAGAGUACAAGGACUAUGUUUUUCUUGAGGGUACUGCAAAAGCCAAGAAACUGUUCCAGCAGCAUGUGCACAGACUUAAGCAAGAGCACAUUGAAAAACGAAGGAAAGCCUAUCUGGCUACUCUCCCGCAGGCCUUGUCCACACUCUUGCCUGAGUUGGAUGAGAUUGACCACCUCAGUUGGUCUGGAGUUCAGAAAGUCUUGGAGACAAAAAGAGAGUUCACCCAGUGGUUUGUGGUGCUGGAUGACACGCCUUGGGAGACUACACAGCACAUUGAUAACAUGGACGAUGACAGAAUUCCACAGGACCUUCUUGAAACUCCUGCUGCUGAAGCCAUAUACGAGACACACCUGGAGCAGCUACGCAAUGAACGCAAACGGGCUGAGAUGCGGUGGGAGUUCAAGGAAAAGUUGAGCGUUUCUCCAUUCAUUACUCCUGGAAAACCAUGGGAGGAAGCUCGGAGUUUCAUCAUGAAUGAAGACUUUUAUCAGUGGCUUGAUGAAGCUGAAUAUCUGGAUAUUUACAACAAGCACCAGAAGGAAAUCAUUGACAGAGCCAAAGAGGACUUCCAGGAACUCCUUCUAGAAUACUCUGAGCUUUUUUAUGAGCUGGAAGUUGACGCCAAGCCGAGUAAAGAGAAGAUGGGAGCCAUUCAAGAGGUUUUAGGUGAGGAGCAAAGGUUCAAAGCCCUGCAGAAGCUUCAGGCGGAGAGGGACGCCCUAGUUUUGAAACACAUUCACUUUGUCUACCACCCAACAAAAGACACUUGUCCCAACAGCCCGCAUUGUGUGGACACCAAAAUUGAGCAGAUAUUAGCUUCUCAAUACCCGACACGCUAUGCUUCUGACAGCUCCAGGCUGGAAGGAGGGAGGGCCGAGCGGAUCAAUCUGGUCAUUUUGGGGAAAGAUGGACUAGCAAGAGAGAUGGCAAAUGAGAUCAGGGCUAUGUGCAGCAGUGAUGACCGGUACGUUCUGGACGGAAAGAUUUAUGAGCUAGCCCUCCGUCCGAUCGAGGGCAAUGUACGCCUGCCAGUCAAUUCCUUCCACACGCCGACCUUUACACCUCAUGGUUGCUUAUGUUUGUACAACUCAAAGGAGUCCCUCUCCUAUGUCGUUGAGAGUUUGGAGAAGAUCAGGGACUCGACGAUAAGUCGCAGAGAAAGAGAAAACAGUUUGUCACAACUCCCACUGUCUCUACUUCUUGUGACGAAAAGAGGCGUUGGUUCUAUCGGAGAUAUUGGCGUGGAGACGGCACAGACUCUUAUACAGCAAGGGCUGCACGUGGCAGGGAAGCUGCAGUGUUCCUACUUAGACCCUGCCUCUCCUGGUGUAGGUUACGGGCGUAAUGUCAGUGAAAGGCAAGUCAACCAACUGUUGCGAGGUCUGUUAGAAACAAGACGAAGCAUAGGCAGCUGCUCUCCUCCCCUACCACCACCUUCCUCUGCCUUCAGAGAUCCACAGACCCAGGUCAUGCUCGAAACAGACCUAAAGAUCGUCAUGUGCCUCAUGUGUGGAGACACGUAUGAUCUUGACCAACUUCUUGCCCCCUUUCUCCUGCCACAGCAUUGUCGUCCUGUUUCUAGCCUUAACAGUGGUACCUCUGUUUUACUAGAUCUCAAUAUUAGUGGUCAACGACAAACUAUUGAGCUCUCCAUUCUUUCCUUUCAUUCUUCGUUCGCUCUUCGCAAGACAAAACUUGUUCAUGGCUACAUUGCUGUGUACUCAGCACGGCGCAAAGCAUCCAUGGAAACAUUAUGCGCUUUUCUGUGUGAGGUCCAGGACAUCAUACCAGUUCAGUUGAUAGCAGUAGGUGAGAGCCAAAUGGAGCUAUCAGACUCUGAGUCAGCUAGGGAGCAGAUCAGCCAAGGCGAGGAGCUUGCCCAUGAAAUUGAGGCCAGAUUCAACACGGUGAUCUGUGGACACGGUGGGGUGGUAGGUGGGCUUCAUAAGAUAGAUAUGUUCCAAGCUUUUCUCAAGGAAGUUGUGGAGAAGCGCACGAUUGUGGAAGCCACACACAUGUACGAUAACGUGGCUGAGGCAUGUACCAAUGAAAGUACCAGUCCCCGCCACGGCUCUCCAAGUCCGGUUAACAUUCUGAUGGACUCGGAGGAUGACAUCGACCCAUCACCUCCGUACUCUACUCUCAGCUCCCAUCUGGGGAGCUUUAAGAUACCAGACCUGGAAUCAGGUGACACUUUCUCAGUCAUUUCUGAGCUAAGCGCCUUCGAGAGCAAGUUAAACAACAAGGUCCCCCCACAAGUCAAGCCCAAACCAGUCCGUAAGGUCAGUAUUAGCCAUUUCACGGAUCAGCACGUCGGCACCAAUCGUCGUUCUUUACCUCAAGCUGUCACGUGGGCUCCUGGUAGCGAUGGUGGUUAUGACCCUUCAGAUUACGCAGAGCCAAUGGAUGCCGUGAGCAAACCUCGACUUCCCGAAGAAGAGAUGAUUUACUCUGUCCCACACGACAGCACGCAAGGCAAGAUCAUCACCAUCCGGAAUGCCAACAAGGGUCACUCCAACGGGAGUACUGGAGGGAACGGGUCGGACAGUGAGGCUGACAGCAGUUCGCUGGAGCGCAGACGGAAAUUGUCUGCCAUCGGGGUGAAGCCCAAGCUGUACAGAGACAGAUCCAAACGGCUCGGAAAGUUCAGUAAUUUUAGGACGAGCUUCUCGAUAGGCAGCGACGACGAGAUGGGGGGCCCACCCAAAGCCAGUCUUGAUGAUGGGGCUCAAAAGGACAAUUCCAUUGAGGAGAGUGAGGACCCGAAAAGAAGAAACAUCCUGAAGAGCCUGCGCAGAAACACAAAGAAAACCAGAGCCAAACCCAGAUAUUCCAUCUCCAAGCCCAUGGAGAGCAACUACUUCGGAAUGCCCCUGGUCAGCGUGGUGAGUCCCGAAAGGCCGAUCCCAGUCUUCAUUGAGAAAUGCAUCCGCUUCAUUGAAACCACAGGUCUGAGCACCGAGGGCAUCUACAGGGUCAGCGGGAACAAGGCUGAGAUGGAGAGCAUGCAGCGGCAGUUUGAUCAAGAUCACAACCUGGACCUGGUGGAGAAAGACUUCACCAUCAACACCGUGGCUGGAGCCAUGAAGGCCUUCUUCUCCGAGCUGCCGGACCCUCUGGUGCCCUACAGCAUGCAGGGCGAGCUGGUGGAGGCCUUCAAGAUCAACGAUAGGGAGCAGCGCUUCCAGACCAUGAAGGACAUUCUCCGCCAUUUCCCCAAGGAGAAUUAUGAGGUCUUCAAAUAUGUUAUCAGCCACUUGAACAAGGUGAGUCAGAACAACAAGCUGAACCUGAUGACCAGCGAGAACCUGUCCAUCUGCUUCUGGCCCACACUGAUGCGGCCGGACUUCACCACCAUGGACGCCCUGACCGCCACCCGGACCUACCAGACAAUCAUCGAGAGCUUCAUCCACCAGUGCGCCUACUUCUUCUACAACCAGCCGCUGGCCGACGGCCUGCCCGGCUCCCCGACCUCCACCCUCUCCGGGGGAACCUCAGCCUACUCCUGCAUGGCCGGGGGCUACUCCUCCUCGCCCACGCCCUCCCCGACCCCCUACGUGCUGCCCGCCACCCCUCCGGUCAUCCCGCACUACGGCCCUCCCAUCCACCACCACCACCACCACCAUCACCUGCACCACCACCACCAGUCCCCUCCUCACUCCCCACCUCCCACCCCGCAGUCGCCGCUCCCUGCCCUUCUCCCACCCUCCCUGCACCCCCACCUGCCCCCCACGGAACAACACACACUGUGAACCAGGGAUCAAGGGAACCGCAGGCAGGAUGAAUCAUCAGAUUAAAGAGAGAUUUAGGGAUUUAGAGAAAUAGAUUUUGAAGUCCACAAUGAAACUGAAGAAGAUGAAUGAAAAAAGCAGCAGAGGAAGUUGGAGCACUGACAUGCAGUAUGUACAGGGAGAGAGCGACUCAGCUGGGAGACGGAGGCGAGUGUGCCCCCUAGCGGUUGUGUUCAGAAACGCCUCAGUCUCACGUGAUCUGAACGCCGCAGCCUGACGGAGAACCAACGUUGGUCAGCAACAGGAAACAGCGCCUGGUAUCAGGGAAUGAACUGAGGCAGAGGUCACGUGCGAGGAAGUGUUUCGACUCACUGGACAGGAUGUCACAAAUUCUUGUGAGUCACACGGUGGCGGUUUGCCAAGCACAGAGGAGGAACCCAACUCACCCGACCUGAUCUGCUGGGCUGCACAUCUUCUUGUCCUUGUGAACACUUGAAACGACAGGUUUUUUUUUUCCUUCUUCUUUUUAGUCUGCCUCAUCUGACAGAGUGGUGGAGUGUCUGGCCGUCUGUCUGUCUCUGUGGUGGUCUCACCAGCUGCAGUUUUCCUUCUCUGGACCUCGAUUUAAAAGCACUUUCCCCAGCACUUUGAAGGCACAUUUUUUUUUUUUGAAUGAAGCUGCCUCGACGUGACCCCACGCGCCAGCUUCAUUAACGGAUCACACCACUGACAUCUAGUGGGAGAAACCAAUACUGCAGCCGUGUUUUCCACUGCAGAUCGCUUCCCCCCGCUGCUGUUUCAGCACCGAGUGGUGACAUUUAUUAGUCUGAGCUCCCAGCGACUGUGUCUGAAGACUGGAAGUCAGAGUUCCUCAGCGCCGUCCCAUCGUCGCUGCUCCUCGGGUGUCACCUCCAGGGGUGUAAACCACUCACCUGAUGCCCCAGACUGUCGCUCCUGCACCGCCACACCUCCCAUUCCCAGUGGGCCCAGUUGGCUUCGGAAGACUCGGCCCCCCGGAACAGACAGUCCAUUCAUCCGUCUGCAUGACUGGAGAGGAGCAUCGCAAAUUCCUGGGCCCGGCCUGGCGUUGCCGUGGAAACCGGCGAGCCGGUCCUCCAGGAUCGUUUCCCAAACCCACAUCCAAGUGAGCGCUCACACGGGCGUUUGUGCUUGUCUGAGCGUGCACGUGAACUUUGCUGGCCGGGGUCACAUGACGCUGGAUCUCAUGAAGACGAGUCCGUUGACAUGGCUCCUGCAACUCCACGAGACCAACGGAGUGUGUAUGUUUGAGGCUGAGAUGCGAGCGAGCGAGCCGCGCUGGGCAGGCGGCCAGACACCAGCAUGAUCCAAACAAACGUGAAGGAAAGGAAUGUGCUUCUCCUGGCGGUCACUACCCUGCUGUUAGCUCAUCCAGAUCACACACUGAUCCUCAGAGAAAGUGUGAGAAGAGAGACGGAGGGAGGGAGGGAGGGGAGCGGAAGGCAGGGAAGGGGUGAAUGGGAUCAUUAUUUGGGAGAGGAAGGAGUGUUGACCACUGGUACUUGUGUGUGCGCCGUUCCCCAUGUAUAUCAAUGUGUUCAUACUGAAGCGACUGUGAGGCAGCCAAAGACUGGAAAAAGGGUUGAGGCAGAAACGGGAAGUAAAGUGUAGAAGAACAAUUCAAAUGUGACUUCGGUGCAGCCAUCACGCGGCUGUUUUUUUUUUUUUUUUUCAUGGUGGCAGAUGUCUGUUAAUUUAAAACCAGAAACAAGCAAACUAUAUUCAAAUGUAUUGGUAUGUCGCGGGAGGGGGUCCAACACUUUGCCCUUUAGUAAGUGGUGAGAAAAAAAAAGAUUUUUUUUAUGUUUUAUUUUAUUAAUUAAAGUGUCAAAUGUGUUUUUUUUAUUAAGUAUUUUGCGUUGAGACAGCAGCCCGAUGUAAUGCAUGAUUUCUUCCCCACCGAGGAAGAGGGCUCCACCACUCUCACUAUUUAAGAGAUGAUUAAAGAAUAAAAAUAAAUGGCUGGGUGAGGGGGGUGAAGAAAUGAAGUACUGUAAAAAGGAUAAGGUAACAGAAAAAAAAAAAACAAAAAAAACUGCUGAGUAACUUGUCUGGACGGGAAUGGUGUAAACAGCAAGGCCUUAUGUGAUCUGUAUCAUAGUUAAUAAAUGAAAUCUUGUUUAAAAGAUGCUGUUGGUUUGGGUCUGAUUGAACUCCGGAUCCAAGUGUCCAGUCCUAGAGCAGUUCUGGGUACUGACCACAGCCCAAGGUCAAUAUAGUUCAAGAAAAUCAUUUUUGGUUACUGGAAUAAGAAUAAAAAAAUAAUUGCUUUUAUAAAACGAUAACAAACUGCGUUGUCUGUUUACAAAAUGAACUAAAUUGUAGCCACAAUGUCCUUCGUUUUCAUCUGCAUUUCAUAAAGAAGCAUUUUGAGAUGAUUUAAAAUCUAUUUUGGCUGGCUGUCGGUCGAGCAGAAUGACAUCACUUGUGUCGAUGACCUGACAUGACAACGCAGACGAGUGUGAUGGUGGUUGUUGGGCAAAAGCCUCAUGUUUCCAAAGUUGAUGCAUUUGAAAUUGUUUUUUUUUACUGACUAUUUUUCUGACCUAUUUCAAUCUUACUUCUUGUUCCACUACCCCCCCUAUUGAAAGAAAAACAACUAAAACUAAUAAAAACUAAACUGCAACAAAGCAUUUUUCCAAACUGAAACUCGUGAAAACAAGCCAGUCCACUCUAAAAACUCAUUAAAACUCAAUGAAUUUGAAAGACAAAAACUAAAUAACAACGAAAACUAAUGAAAAAUCCCAAACUAUAAUGACCUUGCUGGAGGCUUUUUGAGCUGGAGAUGGAGGAGCUUGAGCGACCGACAUGGUCCUGGACUCGUUUUUUAUUAGGUCUUGCAACAGGUCUGGCAUCUGGAGAUUGCUGCCCCCUUCAGGUGACAUCAGAUGGAGC